Molecule: messenger RNA, 3065 nt
Organism: Ceratitis capitata (Mediterranean fruit fly)
Lineage: Eukaryota; Metazoa; Arthropoda; Insecta; Diptera; Tephritidae
Gene: rau
Exons: 6
Coding region: 1023-2585 (520 amino acids)
Biological process (GO): signal transduction; positive regulation of epidermal growth factor receptor signaling pathway; positive regulation of fibroblast growth factor receptor signaling pathway
Source: RefSeq, a predicted model, not a curated record
UAAAAAAGGGUAUUGAAAACAGCUGUUUAAAAAGUGUGAAAAAAUUUGAAAAAAAAUCACUCAAACAUACAAUUUCGAUAGCUUGCGUUUUUAAAAGCAUAGAAGAACAAAAAGCACUUCAACAACAGCAACAACGAACAUUACUUGCAACACCUGUGUAUAUAUGUAUGUGCAUAUAUCUCGAAUCAGUGCAACAUAACAUUUGCGACAGCUGCAGAUGGUUCGUUGAAAUAUAAAACAACAAAAUUAAGAUAUAACAAAAACAACAAUAAAAAAAACUAAAAUAACAACAGCUACCGCUGAAUAUAUAAGCACAAAACAAGUGCACAUAUGUACAUGUUGCUACAUACAGACAUAUGUAUAUUUAGAAUUAUUCGUGCUGCUCAUGUGCCGGUAUUCACAUAUUAAUAUCAAAACAACAACAAAUCUUCAUACUAACCAUAUAUGUAUGUAUGUGCGUGUCUAUUAAGUGAAAUCGCGUUGAGAGCAAGCCAUCUCUGCAGCACGUUGCAUUUGGAUUACGCAUUACGCAUUAUUGAGGGGAAAAAUUAAAAAAAAAAAAACAGCAAUCAAGUGACCGCAAAAGUUGUAUGCAAAGAAUACGAAAUAAUAAUAAUAAAAAUAUAAUUGCAAGACAUAUAUAAUUAUCUGCAUAUUUGUGCAUAGCACAUAAUUUACACGCUUGUGCUACCGCUACCGCUACCGCUGCUGCUGCUGCUGCUGCUGCCUUUACUGGCUUGUUUUCAAUACGGAUAUUGCAACAUUGCGACGACCUUGUGGAAAAUUGCAUACCUUAUGCACUGCAAUUGCUAAGCGUGCCCAGUGGCUGCGGUGUACAGAAGUAUACAUAUAUAUAUGUGUGUGUAAAUAUAUGCAUGUGUUGUUGUGCGUUGUAAUUUUCUACAUUAAUUGAACACAGUUCUGCGAAAAAAAAAAUUAAGAAAAAAAAAUUGCUAAAAAUUUCAUAGCACCACUGUUGAUUGGAUUUGCUGCCACUGGCUCUUCAACAGACAAAAAAAAAGAUGUUGAAACACGUACAAAUUUCACCGCUCCGCAAUCGCUCCGAUUCGGUCUCACUACGUUCAUCCUGCGCUUCGUCGAUAUGUGGUAGCCCGGAGCCGCCCACUGAACUGCAGCGUACACCGUCACGCGCAUCCAGUUACUCAAGCUUGAGUGAGCAAUUGCCACAGACGACCAUUAAAGUAUUCACGAAUUGUCUAAAAAUCGAUAUCGAAUAUAAAACCCUCGGCAUACAAUGGGACACCACCAGCAAGGAAGUUAUUACACAGCUACUCAGACGCCUCAAAAUGCGUCAUCGCGAUCCACGACUUUUCUACCUCUCAAUGGAAGUGUCGGUGCGACGUGCUGGUGUUAAGACCAUACUCGUGCUAGAUGAUGAUACACGUCCAGCUAUACUGCAAGCUUGCCAUCCGAAAGGAGAGUCGAGAUUCUGCUUACAACUGAAACCUGGUGGUCUCAUACGCGUACACACUUCCGCUCUGCAGCCUUCUUCACAGUACAAAUCCUUGGUUAUCUCCGAGGAAACAACGUCCGACGAGCUACUGCAACUACUACUCUCUUGCUACAAUUCCAUGGAACCUGUUGAACAAUUCUCUAUCUAUGAAGUCUGCCCGGGUCAGGAGUACCAACGCAAAUUGCAUCCCGACGAUAUACCACUGCGUGCACAGUCCGAACGCAUGCGCCGUGGUGAAACCUGCCACUUCCUCGUGCGCCGUAACCCGACCUAUAUACGACGCCGUCAGUUGCUUGCCACACUCAAUGGUCUCUCCCAGAAUGGCAUUAACAAUAACAAUAGCAAAUCAUUUGAUGCCAACAGCACCGUUUCCUCACUAGAAGACGACAGUAGCCUCCUGGAUAUAUCCAUUGAAUCACUAACCGACGAUAUACACAGUUUGAUGGCCAGCGAUGAAGAUGAGGAUGGUGCUUCAUCUACGUCGGGCUCAUCGGACACCUCCUCGGAGGGUUCCACGGGCGGCAUACGACGUACACCUUCGACACUAUCCGUUGUACCGUUGAAGCAGCACUUGACAGCAACGUCAAAGAGCGCUGAUGUGUGUCCGAAGUGUCGCAAUUCGUUUAAAUCAUGCGAAUUUUGUCAUAAAAAUUCGUCAAUGAUGUUGCAGCUACACCGUUCCAACAGCACAUCGAGCAGCAGUAGUUGCGCCACCACCAAAACCCUACAAAUGCAGCUACCCAGCUACAGUCCGGUGUAUAAUAUACGUGAAAUACGCACAGCCACACAUAGUUUUUCAGCGCUCGGCAAUGAUAAGAAGCUGUUGGAUAUCGAGCUGAAUGGCCGCUUCGAUACGAGUGCUUGCCAGCGGCUGCGUCCACAAAGUGUGUACGUUACACGGUCCACACGCAUGCUCACCGAUGGCAAUGGCAAUGCGGCGGCAGCAACGACGGUGGCGGAUCAUCAGCCAACAUCAAAGCAGAUAGCUGAAGAUUGCAAUGGCAAUAAUUCGACGGCUGGUACGACAACUUCGGCGGCUGCGGCUACAGUGGGGGGUGAGGUAGUGAAUAAUCAUCCGGCGAAAGGUUUGGGGCAUUUCGUGUAUCUGUAGGCUAGUACGAGUUAAGUUGGGAUGGAGGGGCAUAAGAACCAAGAUUAUUAUUUAAAUAGACUAGUCAACUAAAUGAAAAUAAAAACGAUUGGAAACGAGAAUAUAUUUUGGGGCUAGAGUGGCAUAACUUUAUCGACGUUCGAUGAAUGAACUUUGGUGGAAAUUUUUUUAAGAUAUUGGAAGUUAUUUUCAAUAACUUUUCAUUAACUUAAAAUACAGCCGAAAGUUAAUGAAUACAAAUUUUUCAGGUAAAGGAAUUUUAUAGUUAUCGAUAACUUUUUAAAAAUCAUCGAUAAGCGUUAUCGAAACAAUUAACAAAUAUAAAAACUAUUUUUCGGAAUCGAAUAGACGAAAGUAAUCGGAAUAGCCAAAUGGAAUUAGUUUAUCCCGAGUGGUCGAUAAAACCGUCAACUGGCGCUGAGCUAAAAUCAUUGAGUCGAUAAAAAAUUAAACAAAAUAAAAUAAAAUAAAAUAAAAUAA